This is a messenger RNA of Saccostrea echinata, 1392 nucleotides long. RefSeq lists its product as uncharacterized. Lineage: Eukaryota; Metazoa; Mollusca; Bivalvia; Ostreida; Ostreidae. The transcript has a single exon. The coding region runs from base 1 to 1392 and encodes 463 amino acids. The record is from RefSeq and is a predicted model, not a curated record.
AUGCAUGGAGGCCUACGUCUACAUAAGUUCGCUUCCAACAGCAAAGCUGUAAUGGACGAUUUCGAACCUGGAGAUCUAGCUAAAGGUAUCGUCGAUAUGGAUUUUGAAAAGGACACACCCACCCAACGAAGCUUGGGCUUGCUAUGGGAUCUAGGAUCGGACUCAUUUAAGUUUAGCAUCUCAACCGAAACUAAAACUACAACACGUAGAGGGAUCCUUUCUGUGAUCAAUAGUCUGUAUGAUCCUUUGGGAUUUAUCUCCCCGGUCACAUUGAACGGCAAACUAAUUCUCCGAAAGAUCGUAGCUUCCACAUGCGAUUGGGACGAUCCUUUGCCCGAUGAUUUGCUCACCGAAUGGAACGCUUGGAGUCGUACACUAUCCAAACUAGAGGAUUUGCGUCUGCCUCGUGUCAUUGUACCAAAUCUCAGUACAGCUGUUUCCAAGGAACUAAGAAUCUAUUGCGAUGCUUCUGAACGUGCCAUCGCUGCUGUAUGCUUUCUGCAUGUAACAUACCCGGAUAGUUCAUGUUCUACUGGAUUCGUAUUAGGGAAAGCCAAGCUUGCUCCAUCAAGCUGUACUACCAUUCCUAGACUAGAACUUUGCUCUGCAGUGUUAGCAGUAGAAAUAUCACAGAAUGUAGUCGACCAUCUCCAGACUAACUUAGACAACAUUCAGUUCUUCAGUGACAGCAAAGUUACCUUGGGUUAUAUCCACAACAACACUAAGAGAUUUUAUGUAUAUGUUGCCAAUCGCGUUGCUAAGAUCCGCAGCUAUACGGAACCUUUUCAGUGGAAAUACAUUCGUUCAGAGAUGAAUCCAGCAGAUAUUGGAACCAGGGGGAUUCAGCCUAGCAAUCUUCAAGCAAGUGCUUGGUUACUCGGUCCAGCAGAUGAUGGUGAUUUACAUCGUUCUCCAAAUACGUUUGAUUAUAACCUAGUGCAACCAGAAGAUGAUGUGGAGAUUCGUUCUCACAAAACUGAAGUUAAAGAAUUUGUACCAAGUGAAGGUCUUGGUUCAAAAGUGUUUGAGAAAUUUUCUGAUUGGAAUAGACUGAUUACUGCGUUGGCCGCAUUUCGUCGAAAGAUUCAGCAUUACAUCAGUUUGAAACGUCAAAAUAGUUCAAGAUGUAUGAGUGCUGUUGAAUUGCUACUUAAAACGGAACAUCAUGUCAUCAGAGAAGUCCAGUCAGUAACGUACUUGGAUGAGAUACGCUUGCUCAAGAACUCAAAACCUUUGAAUAGGUGUAGCCCUAUCGCGAGCCUUGAUCCAUUCAUUGAUGACCAGGGUCUUCUCAAAGUUGGAGGACGAUUAACAAAUCUGGGUUCCGACCUCUCCCUCAAAGCUCCUAUCAUCUUACCUGCCAAGCAUCAUAUCACUGCUCAUUGCUCGUAA